UUUCACUCAUGGAGAUGAAACCUCCUAUUUCCCGAGCAAAAAUGAUUCUCAUCACAAAAGCUGCCAUUAAAGCUAUUAAGCUCUACAAGCAUGUUGUCCAGAUUGUAGAGAAGUUCAUCAAAAAGUGCAAACCAGAAUACAAAGUCCCUGGACUGUAUGUCAUUGACUCGAUUGUUCGUCAGUCUCGUCACCAGUUUGGAACGGACAAGGAUGUUUUUGGGCCAAGAUUCUCUAAAAAUAUUACCGCCACAUUCCAGUAUUUGUAUCUCUGUCCAUCUGAAGACAAGAGUAAAAUAGUCCGUGUCCUGAACCUUUGGCAGAAAAACGGAGUGUUUAAAAUUGAGAUCAUUCAGCCUCUCCUGGAUAUGGCAGCGGGAACUAGUACUGCUGCCCCAAUGACAGAAAAUGCUACUAACAAUGAAGGUUCGCCGCCCCCUCCAGCAAAGGUUUCUUCAGAGCCCCCUCAAGUCCCCGUUAACUCCGUACCCACUGUGCCACAGUUGCCCAGUUCCGAUGCCUUUGCGGCUGUAGCUCAGCUCUUCCAGACAACACAAGGACAGCAGCUUCAGCAGAUUCUUCAGACUUUCCAGCAGCCUCCCAAGCCCCAGUCACCGGUCAUCGAUAACACUGUGAUGGCUCAGGUUCAAGCCAUUACUGCGCAGCUGAAGACUACGGCGGCAGCAGCGGCUGCAGCGCAAGCACCAGAACAAAAAGCUGUUUUCGCACCACCCGAGCAAAAAACAUCGUUUGACAAGAAGCUGCUAGAUCGAUUUGACUAUGAUGAUGAACCCGAAGCUGUGGAGGAUCCAAAGAAGGAAGAUUCAGCUCCUUCUCCAUCAAUUUCUCAGCCAGCUUUUGGAUUUCCAGCAGAAGGUAUGCAACAGCCAGUAUUUCCACAACUCCCAAAUAUGGAUCCUUUCCAGCAACGAAUGAUGGGAAUGCAACAGGACCCAAUGCGCCACCAGGUUCCACUUCCUCCUAACGGGCAAAUGCCGGGUUUCGGUCUCCUGCCUACGCCGCAGUUUCCACCCCUGGCUCAGCCUGUGAUUCCGCCAGCAGCACCGGUGCAGCAGACAUUUCAGACUCCUUUCCCUGUACAAACUGAAACACAUAUGCAGAAAACACAUCAGCAGGAUAUGGAAGUGGAACAGCCCCCUAUUCAAGAAGGAAAAAGACAUGUUUCUGACAGCAGAAAGUCAAGAUCUAGAUCUGCAUCAAGGUCACCUAAGAGGAGGCGUUCRCGCUCAGGCUCCAGGUCUCGGCGGUCCCGCCACCGCCGGUCCCGCUCGCGAUCCCGGGACCGGCGCCGGCACUCGCCCAAGUCACGGUCGCAGGAGAGGCGGGAGCGCGAGAGGGAGAGGGAGCGCAGGUCCAAGGGCCUCCCGCAGAUCAAGUCAGAAACUGUCAGCGUCUGUAGUACUACGCUUUGGGUCGGACAACUUGACAAAAGGACUACUCAGCAGGACGUUGGAAGUCUUUUAGAGGAGUUUGGCCCGAUUGAAUCAAUAAAUAUGAUACCGCCUAGAGGAUGUGCCUAUAUUGUAAUGGUUCACAGGCAAGACGCUUACCGUGCCCUACAGAAACUGAGCCGAGGCAACUUCAAAGUGAACCAGAAAUCUAUAAAGAUUGCAUGGGCUUUGAAUAAAGGAAUAAAGCCGGAUUACAAGCAGUAUUGGGAUGUCGAAUUGGGUGUGACCUACAUACCAUGGGACAAAGUGAAGCCUGAAGAUCUGGAAAGCUUUUGUGAAGGAGGAAUGCUGGACAACGAAACCCUUUGUCCAGAGUGGAAAGGGAUUCCCAAGAAGGCUGAAAAUGAAGUAGCUCAAAACGGAGGUGCAGAAGCUACACACAAUGAACCAGUGUCACCUAUACCUAAAGCUUUACCCGUUCCAAUUCCCAUUCCCAUGCCUGCACCAAUAACUGUCCCUCCUCCACAGGUUCCACCACAUCCCUCAGGUCCUCCCGUGGUGGGUGCUCUCCAGCCCCCUGCCUUCACAGCACCUUUAGGGAUCCCUCCUCCUGGAUUUGCUCCUGGGGUGCCACCGCCGCCACCACCCCCCUUCUUACGACCAGGGUUCAACCCGAUGCAUUUACCACCAGGCUUUCUUCCUCCUGGACCACCACCACCUAUAACUCCUCCAGUAUCUGUUCCUCACACUCCAGCAGUUAAUAUCCCAAAUUCUACAGCAGCUGGUGUAAAUGAAGACACUACAAAAGAUGCAUCUGUUGGAAAUCCCAUCCCUACGGUGGUAUCUGGAUCCAGAGGGAAUGCAGAAACUAGUGAUAGUUCCAAAAUAUACGGGACUGUUCCACCGCCUGUAGCACCUACUAGUGUUCCUCCUCCUGUUACCCAAGCUAUUCCACUUCUUGGUACCCAAGCGGUGGCAACGCCGCCACCGCCGGCGCCUGUCGUUGGGCUGCAGACUCCGUCCACGGGGCUGCUGGGCGCGCGGCCCGGCUUGAUCCCGCUGCAGCGACCGCCGGGGAUGCCGCCACCGCCGCCGCCGCUCCAGCGCUUCCCCCUGAUGCCGCCGCGCCACAUGCCGCCCCACAUGAUGCCCCGGGGGCCGCCGCCCGGGCCCGGCGGCUUCACCAUGCCGCCGCCGCACGGCAUGAAGGCGCCCUUCCCGCCGCCCGGCCAUUUUGUGAGGCCGAGCGGCGGCAUGGCCGGCAGCAGCGGCCCGAGCGGAGCGGAGGACAACAGGGAUGGGCGGCAGCAGUUCAGGAAUGACAGGCAGACUUUCACUCCUAACAGAGACCAGGAGAGGUUUGGAGGAAGGAGAUCGUUUGGGAACCGGGUGGAGAACGAUCGCGAGCGCUACGGGAACCGCGGCGGCGACGACCGAGAGCAYGAGCGGCCUGGGAACCGCGAGAGGAGAGAGUGGGGCAGGCGGAGCCCCGAGCGAGAGCGGCACAGAGACAUGGAGGACAGGAGCAGGCGCUCCAGCGGGCACCGGGACCGCGAGCGCGACUCCAGGGAUAGGGAGUCUCGCAGGGACAAGGAAGAAGCCCGGGGCAAGGAGAAGGCCGAGGUGACGGACAGGGCGGACGGCGACAAGAACCACGACUCCCACAGCGGCAGGAUGGAAGAGGCAGACAUUGUUUCCGAACUGGGCCAAGGCGAGCGCGACCCCACGGGCGCAGAGGCGGAYGAAGCGCUGCCGCCCGCGGCUACCUCAUGUGCGGAACCUGCCGACAAGGACGGGGGCUCGGCGGCGGAGGCCCCGCGCUAGAGCCGGGYGCCGCUCAGCCCCCGGCGCGGACCCGGUUGCUCGGCGUGCCGAGCGGUGGCCUUGUACAGUCUGCUGUAUCAUACCUGCUUCAGCCCCCACCGCGGCCCCGCCGCGCUCGCGGCGGCGCUGCGAGCAAUUUGAUUGCUGCCCUCCUAUUUAAAAUAGCCACCACGUAACACAAGAUACUGAAGACGUGAUUAAAAUAUUACCCGUUUUUUUGCUGUAACUUUUUUAAAGUUUUGACUUUAAA
Nothoprocta perdicaria is the source of this 3483-nucleotide messenger RNA. RefSeq names its product SR-related CTD associated factor 4 (gene SCAF4). The record is from RefSeq and is a predicted model, not a curated record. Gene Ontology annotation, biological process: negative regulation of termination of RNA polymerase II transcription, poly(A)-coupled. Gene Ontology annotation, cellular component: nucleus. The transcript is spliced from 19 exons. Bases 9 to 3233 code for a protein of 1074 amino acids. Lineage: Eukaryota; Metazoa; Chordata; Aves; Tinamiformes; Tinamidae. Gene Ontology annotation, molecular function: RNA binding; RNA polymerase II C-terminal domain phosphoserine binding.